Molecule: messenger RNA, 939 nt
Organism: Nannizzia gypsea CBS 118893
Lineage: Eukaryota; Fungi; Ascomycota; Eurotiomycetes; Onygenales; Arthrodermataceae
Exons: 3
Coding region: 1-939 (312 amino acids)
Source: RefSeq, a predicted model, not a curated record
AUGGCACCCUGGGAAGAGUUCGAUAUCGCGUUCGCCUUCAAGCGGGAUUAUUCCUACGAUCACAAGCUCGUGGACCAAAUCAUCUCCAAUCGACGAGUACUUGAUCAUGUUCUCUUCGUUGAUCGGCUGUUGAAAAUACUUGGAAUUGAAGCGGCAUCGAAGAUAUACCCACCGAGAUCAAACCAAAGCCUGCGGUCCCUCUUCCAGCAAAUAGUCUUGUCGUCCUCGCCAAAUCACCACAAACAAUCCUUGAUAUACUACAUCUUAAAAGACUGUCGAGGAGCUGCCGAUAAAUCAAGCGCUUUGCAAUUUGCCAGAACGUGCUACCUACCGGAUAAGUACAGGCUGUUUAUUGAUGGAUUAUGGUACCUCGAUAAACUAGAGUUUCGACGCGCUCUGGAAUAUAUAACGGAGCCAUCUCUGAUACCCACCUUCUCCGAUGAAAUUCUCUAUGUCCUCUCUGCCUCUUCGAAGCAGGACGACGGCCUUGCCAUAGCAUACUAUGUAACCGUCCAGCCUCCACUAGCUUCCCAGAAAGCUCUUAACGCAUACUUUGGAUCCUUAUGUCGAACUGGAAUUCCAGAAGCGUUUUAUUUCUUAAGACAACAACCUGAGGAGAGUAGCGCGCCACUACUAGAGCAUCUCAUUACCUUUGUUCUAUCAACAAAAGCCGGAGAGCUAAGGGCAAAACGUGCCAUGGAUCUCAUAAACCUACCAUUUAGUGAGACAGAAGAAGAGUGCUUCAAUGACUUACUCUUACGUGGUAAUGCAAAGAACCUGCAUGGAGCUCGGGAUACUGUCAUGAUGAGACGAGUUGCUACUGGACGGGUGGAAAAUCUGGACAGCGAGCUAGAGUCGCUUGGAGGGCGCAGGCUGGAGGGCCUUAACUGGGAUGAUCUGAAGAGAAAUCUCAAAUCAGUCAAUUCUGUGGAAGCUUGA